Messenger RNA from Neltuma alba, 2086 nucleotides. RefSeq lists its product as uncharacterized. Lineage: Eukaryota; Viridiplantae; Streptophyta; Magnoliopsida; Fabales; Fabaceae. The record is from RefSeq and is a predicted model, not a curated record. The transcript has 4 exons. The coding region runs from base 378 to 1565 and encodes 395 amino acids.
GUCAAAGUGUUCCUUAUCCUUCAAGAUCUUUUCUCGUUCAAUGCCAUUGCACCCAUGCCUCACAAAACGUCUCACAGGUUCCGCAAUUUUCGACCGAAGCGGAAAAUGGCGACAACCAAGCCAUCUAUGCCACUUGACCAAGAUUAAUGAUGGGAUGUUUAGUAAUAAAAUUAGCUGCUGACGUCCUGCCGUUUGUAUUCCUUGGCAUAUUUAUUGCACCACUCCGCUGCUUCGCAGUAUUUAUAUAGCUCUGCCCACAACUCAAGAGAAAUUUACCUCACCUAAAAAUAGAAGCAACAAUAUUGUCAAAAAAAAAAAAAAUAGAAGCAACAAGACGAAGGAUAGACCAAAACAGGGCGAAUCUGAUCGGAGUCGUGAUGAAGAAGAGCCCAGUUUGGAAUCAGAAAGGGGGUUUACUAGGGCCAAACUACAGGGAUGGAAGCCAAAGGGGAUGGAGCUCAGAAAGGGUGGCACAGGGAGCAAUGAGCAGCAGAAGGCACGCUAGUUUGGCAGGCUUGACUCCGUUCAACAGUGGAAGAACGUUUCCCUCUAAAUGGGACGAAGCAGAGAGGUGGAUUUGUAGCCCUGUUUCAGGUUAUGUCAGUAACAAUAACAAUACCAAAGCACAUGGCCAUCCUCAUCGUCGACCCAAAUCCAAAAGUGGCCCUAUCGUCCCACCUCCAAAUGGAAUGGCCUUCUACUCCAGUUACUCCCCCACUGUACCUCUGAUCGAAGGCUUGGAUAUCAAAAAUUUGAUGGCGGCUUCCCCUUUUUCCACGGGAGUAUUAGCACCCGAUGCUUUGUCUGUUCACCAUCAUGAGGUAGAGAAUGGAGUUCGAUGCCCGUGUCCAACGGUCGGUGGAAUUGGUUUGAUGCCGUUGUGCAGUGCACCCAGGUGGUCAGAUCUCUUGUGUGAACCUUCAUCGCCUCACUCUCAAGAAGAGAGAGAUGAUGAUGACAGCAAGAAUGCGAAUGUUGAGAUGUCUCCUAUUUCAAAACGGGAUAAAGGAACGCAGAUGAGCCCGGAGGCCGAGGAUGACGAGCAUCCACAGGAAAUAUCUUGUCCGCCUUUGGCCACCGACCAACAAGGUGGUUAUUCCACUAAAUUAGAAGUAAGAGACGUGGAGGUGGACAGUCAAGCGCCUAUAAUUAGGUGGUCCAAGAGGCAUGCAACCAAAAUGACUAGAAACGCUUGGCCGCAAGCCAAAAGUUUCCGAGAAACUAGUACAGAAGCAGAAGAUUCAUCUUGGGAUAUCAUAGUUGCAGAUUCAAAUUCAACAAUAAACGCAUCCAAGGUACAAAGAGAGGAAGCCAAGAUCAAUGCGUGGGAAAAUUUGCAGAAAGCGAAGGCAGAAGCAGCAAUACGGAAACUUGAGAUGAAACUGGAAAAGAAGAGAUCGGCAUCAGUGGACAAGAUUCUAAACAAGCUGAGACGGGCGCAGAUGAAAGCGGAAAAGAUGAGAGGAUCAAUACCUGAACAAAGGGGAGGCCAUGGGAGGAUAAAAAUUUUUAAAUUUGCGCAGAUAUGGCCUCGAAGAAGCUGCUUCAGCGGCCAAGACCUAUGAAUGAUCCUCCUCUCACACACAGAAAUUUGAUUGAGGAAUUUAAAUUUCCAGGCUGUCCAAUGAUAGGUAGAGAGCAUAUGGAAACAUUUUAUACAGACUGAGAAAAGCAAGUAGAUCGGUCUCCUGAUUCUGAGAUCUGUAGGGUGAAAAUAAUACAUGAUGGUUUCCGGGGACACUCUUUGAUUUUCUUCUUGCUGCUCGACCGUAUCUUUGAUGAUCUCGGCUAAUUCGAGCAUUCGUGCCCUUGGUCGUUGCAACUUCUUUGCCGUCCCCUCCCAGAGGAAAAAGCCAGAAAAAGGGAUCAUUAAAGAGUAUUGUAAGUACCCAUGAGCGAAAAAUUCCCCUAGUUUAGUUGCUGUCCCCUGAUUUAUUAUUUCUUCAUCAUCAAAAUAAAAUACAAAUACCCCAAGUUAUUCUAUCUAUAAGCUUUGAAUAGUACAACUUAUUUCACAUUCUUUAUGUAAUACAUGGACCUAUAUCCAGUCAUUCAUUUUGUUUUGGAAUGGCAUAUUAUUUUACAU